This is a messenger RNA of Mastomys coucha (southern multimammate mouse), 1466 nucleotides long. RefSeq names its product phytanoyl-CoA 2-hydroxylase (gene Phyh). Lineage: Eukaryota; Metazoa; Chordata; Mammalia; Rodentia; Muridae. Gene Ontology annotation, biological process: fatty acid alpha-oxidation. The coding region runs from base 70 to 1086 and encodes 338 amino acids. Gene Ontology annotation, molecular function: phytanoyl-CoA dioxygenase activity. The record is from RefSeq and is a predicted model, not a curated record. The transcript is spliced from 9 exons.
CAGGAGGCGGGGCCUUGCGAUAAGUUAAGUGAGGUCCAGGCACAGCAGUUUCGUCAGCUGUUCCCUACCAUGGACCUUACACGCGCUGGAGCCCGGCUGCAAGUCCUUCUGGGACACCUGGGCCGACCCUCGGCCCCAGCGAUUGUAGCCCACCCUGUAUCAGGAUCGGCUUCCCCUGCCACUUUCUAUCCUGAACAAUUCCAGUAUACUUUGGAUAAUAAUGUUCUCAGCCUGGAGCAGAGAAAAUUUUAUGAAGAAAAUGGGUUUCUCGUCAUUAAAAAUCUGGUAUCUGAUGAUGACAUUCAACGUUUUAGAGCAGAGUUUGAAAGAAUCUGCAGAAAUGAGGUGAAACCACCGGGGAUCGUUAUAAUGAGAGAUGUGACCAUUGCAAAACAGGAUUAUAUUCCAAGUGAGAGAGUGGUUACAAGGAUCCAGGAUUUCCAAGAAGAUGAGGAGCUCUUCAGAUACUGCAGUCUCCCCCAGAUUCUGAAAUAUGUGGAGUGUUUCACGGGACCCAAUAUUAUGGCUCUGCAUGGGAUGGUGAUCAACAAGCCUCCAGACACUGGCAAGAAGACAUCCCGGCAUCCCUUGCAUCAGGAUCUGCACUAUUUCCCCUUCCGACCCAGCGACCGAAUUGUUUGUGCUUGGACAGCCAUGGAGCACGUUGACAGAAACAAUGGUUGUCUGGUUGUGCUCCCAGGCACCCACAAAGGUACUCUGAAGUUACAUGAUUACCCCAAGUGGGAGGGAGGAGUUAACAAAAUGUUCCAUGGCAUCCAAGACUAUGACCCAGACAGCCCCCGGGUCCAUGUGGUGAUGGAAAAGGGUGAUACUAUUUUUUUCCAUCCUCUGCUCAUUCAUGGAUCUGGUCGGAACAGAACUCAAGGAUUCCGGAAAUCAAUUUCCUGCCACUUUGGCAGCUCUGCCUGCCAGUACUUCGACGUAAGAGGCACCAGUCAAGAAAACAUCGGGAGGGAAGUUGUCGAAAUUGCAAAGAAACGUCAUGGAUUUGAAGGAGCCAUAGACUUCAGGGACACUUGGUUGUUUCGAUGCCGACUUGUGAAAGGAGAAAGAAUAAACCUUUGAAACAGCCCUUCAAGAGUCAGGUACGGGGAUGAGAGUCUGAGACAGGAGCACCGAGAGUUUGAGUACAGCCUGAGCUACACAGCAAGAUGCUAUCUCCUCCUCUUUCCCCCAUAAACAAAAUGAAAAGAGUUAGCUCUUCACUAUGAUUUCUUUAAAGAGAACAUCAAAGCAAAGCAAGACAUCUAAGGGAAAUGUUUUGUUUCUUUUUUAUUGUGAUGAUAUUAUCUUUUUAUCACCUGUAAACAAGAUCAAGACACAUGUAUUAGGGAAUGCAUGAAUUUAAUUAAUGUGGUACUAUGGUUUUAAUGGAAUGAAAUAUUACUGUUUUAAGAAAAACUAACCUGGAGUAUAACUAAUAAAGGUGACUGAGUAUAAUGUAA